AUGGGACAUUUACCUGAUGAACUUCUACUAACCCUUUUCCAAUAUCUACAUAGAUUUGAUCUACUUUACUCUUUUGGAAACUUAAACCAACGUUUUCAGCGUAUUCUUGAACCUUAUUUGUAUGAAGUUGAUCUUACACGAGAAAGUCUUUCGUACCAACAUUUCGUUUUAUUUUAUAAAUACGUCGUUCCUUAUCAAGGACAUUAUGUCCGCGAUCUUCAGAUUAGUGGUGAUCAUCAGUUUUAUUUAUUCCAACCUCUCAUUCACCUUUUCACCAAUCUCGAAUCAUUAACACUGAAAUCAAUCGUCUUCUUUGGUUCUCACCAGUAUGCUGUACAAGGAGAACUUGUUACUCAAGCGUUACGAAUCUCUUCUCUAUCAACCCUAACACUCUCUCGUCUUGAUGUACCGGAAACGAUCGCGUCCUUAGCAUCACCAAACUUGACAUCGUUGAUCCUCCUGGAUGAAUCUGAUUUCGAUUACCCUUACAUUCGAGAGCGGAUAUCUACAAUCAAGUACUUCUCUCUGAAUGUUCGCAAAUUUCAGUCCACGACAUUUUCAUCUAUUUUCAAACUACUACCAAAUCUUGAAGAACUUCGAUUGUCGAUAUCGAACUGUUAUAAUCCAAGUAAUCUGCAGCGACGUUACUUACGAAUACCGAAAACAUUAACAAAGCUACUCUUAGAAUUUAAACAUGAAAAGCCGAUAAGUGAAGAGGCGUUGAAAGAAGAAUUUCUUGAUGUAUUCGGAAAUCAAAUUCAAUCGUUAACUCUAAUUGUAAACAAUGCUGCUCUCCAAAUCUCGCAUCUAUUGAGUGAUUUCACUUCUCUCACUACUUUUCACUGCGAUGUGGCCUUGACCUCUUCAGCAACUUUCGACAUAAAUUUGGAUAAUGUCAUUUCUCACGAAUCUUCCUACUCCCUCAACAACCGCAUGACUAUCAAAGUACUAAAUCUAACUCUCCAUAACCAAACUAUACUCGCAUCUGACGAGCGCAAGUUCUUAACAGAACUUCUCAAUUCACUGCCAAAUCUAGUCACAUUGUCUGUCUCCACUAAUGAUACAAAGGCUAUAAUUCGACAAUUCAACUCACUCUUCUCAAAAAGAUCUUCAAGAAAAAUCCGACAUUUUCACAUCGAAGAUCUUCGACGAUACAAUCUGAAAGAUCACCGUCCACGGUAUCCACCAAUAUACCAUCGCACACUCUUCUACGAACUAGCACAAAUCUUUCCGAAUCUCAAUACUGUUACAUUCCCGUGUCAUACAAAUUUCCUCGACGAAUAUCGAACAUCAUUAAAUGUAUUUCUAAAACAACUACAAAAUCGUCUUCCAAAAUUGACACAUUUCACACUAAAAAUAAUGUAUCGGAGUGGCGACACAUACGACAAUUACAUAAAAAAUUUCGACGAAUGCCCUUGGUUGCACUACACUACAAAACGUUGUCUGUAUCCGGAUUAUAAUGGUAGUUGGUACGAAGCGCAUGAUAUUCAAAUUUGGUUGUAA
Molecule: messenger RNA, 1503 nt
Organism: Adineta ricciae
Lineage: Eukaryota; Metazoa; Rotifera; Eurotatoria; Adinetida; Adinetidae
Source: the annotation of a GenBank genome assembly